Molecule: messenger RNA, 2130 nt
Organism: Zygosaccharomyces rouxii
Lineage: Eukaryota; Fungi; Ascomycota; Saccharomycetes; Saccharomycetales; Saccharomycetaceae
Gene: UTP25
Product: rRNA-binding ribosome biosynthesis protein UTP25
Exons: 1
Coding region: 1-2130 (709 amino acids)
Biological process (GO): maturation of SSU-rRNA from tricistronic rRNA transcript (SSU-rRNA, 5.8S rRNA, LSU-rRNA)
Cellular component (GO): small-subunit processome; nucleolus
Molecular function (GO): U3 snoRNA binding; rRNA binding
Source: RefSeq, a predicted model, not a curated record
AUGGUUAAGCGUACUGGUAAUGGUACAGAUGCGAUUGAUGGGUCUAGGAAACGUGGUAGGAAAGAUUUGAGAAGUAUUAGAAGAGCUAGAAAUGAUAAGGAACCUGUUGAAGAGCCAGAGAUUCCGGUUGCUUCAGAAGAGGAUGGUGAAUUGUCAGAAGAUUCAGAAGAAGAUGCUACAAAUGAGGUGCAAGAGCAGGAAGAUUCGAAAGAAAAGGCUUAUGGUGCUCUUUUGACGAUUUUGAAAAGUGAACAUCCAGAAGAUAGACAAAGGGAAAGGAGGAAAAAGAAGCAGGAUCUACAAGACCCAUCCUCAUCAGAUGAUGAACUUAGCGAAGAUGAGAAGGGUGAAGUGGAAGCAAAUUUGGUAGAUACACCUGGUGAAGAGGAACCACAAUCUGAGGAGGAGUUGAGUGAAGGCGAUGAAGAUGAGAGUGAAGAUGAACGUGAUCCUUUUGAGAGUCAUUUCAACAUGCAGUCGGAGUCUAUUGAUUCUUUAGAUGAAGCUUGGAAGCAAAAGAAAAUUGUCAAUAAGUCUGGGAAGAUUCGUGUAGACGAUGACGAGUCUCUGAUUUACACGAAAACAUUGGCAGGGAAGGGCCAAGAGUUCGAAUUACCAUCUCAUAAAGGACAUUUGAGUUCAUAUCCCCUCAAGAGGAAGCUGAAGAUCCAAAAUAAUUUGUUAGAAUCCCAAGAUGAUGUUCUUACACCUUUACAGAGGAAAAUUGUCGAUCCAAUUUUCCAGUACAGAGAUUUAUUGUACGAAUAUGAAGAUUACGAACAAGAUGAAGAUGAAUACCGAGAUUUAUACGUGUUACAUGUUUUGAAUCAUAUCUACAAGACAAGAGAUAGAAUUUUGAAAGACAAUCAAAGAUUAGCAACCAAUCCAGAUGGCGAAUUUUUGGAUCAAGGUUUUACCAGACCGAAGGUGCUCAUUGUAGCACCUACCAGAGAUACGGCAUAUCAAAUUGUAAGCAAGGUUAUUGAAAAAUCGGGAUUAGAUCAAGUGGAUAAAAAGAGUAAAUUGAGGGAUCAAUUCUUUGAAGACGUUCUGCCGCCAUCAUCGAAACCUAAGUCUUUUAGACACACUUUCAAAGGUAAUACUAACGAUUUUUUCGUCCUUGGUGUAAAAUUUACGAGAAAGGCCAUUAGGCUUUAUAGCAAUUUUUACCAAUCAGAUUUGAUUGUAUGUUCACCUCUGGGAUUGCAACUGAUCCUGGAGAAUACAGAUCGUAAAAAGAGGCAAGAUGAUUUCUUAUCAUCCAUUGAGUUGAUGAUAAUUGAUCAGUUGAAUUCUAUUGAAUUCCAAAACGUAUCUCACUUGUUCACUAUUUUUGCCCAUAUGAACAAGAUCCCCAAGGAACAGCACGAUACAGAUUUCGGUAGAGUGCGCAUGUGGUACAUUAACGAGCAGGCUAAACUACUAAGACAAACGUUGAUAUUUACCAGGUAUGUUACACCUACGGCAAAUUUCUUAUUAAAUGGUAAAUGUCGAAACAUUGGGGGACGCUGGAAGAACCACCAUCAAAUCACAGGUGAACAGUCUAGUGUCUCAAAAUUGGGAUUUAGAGUAAGACAAAUUUUCCAAAGGGUCGAUUUAGGUGGUGCCUCCGUUGUAGACGAGCCGGAUUAUCGUUUCAGAUUUUUCACCAGUGUCAUUGUUCCUAGUAUUACAAAGUCUACAGGUUACGAAGAUGGUAUUCUGCUUUACAUUCCGGAUUAUGCUGAUUUUAUCAGAGUGAGGAACUACCUAAAAGAUAAAACUACGAUAUUGUUUGGUGAUAUCAACGAAUAUUCCGAUGUAAGACAACUCACAUCUACCAGAUCUCUAUUUCAACAAGGUCGUAUAAAAGUUCUAUUGUACACUGAAAGAUUACACCACUUCAGGCGAUACGAAAUCAAGGGAGUCAAAAGUGUUAUCUUCUACCAACCACCAUCAAAUCCUGAAUUUUACAACGAAGUCGUUAGAUACAUUGGUAAGAGCGCUUUCUUGGGAGAUACCGAUUUGAACAUUUCUACCGUGAGGUGCGUAUACAGUAAAUUAGAUGGGUUGGCGUUAGAACGUAUUGUAAGCUCAAAAAGAGCUGCAGUUUUGACUCAUGGACAGAAUGAAAUUUAUGAAUUUAAAUAA